Messenger RNA from Monopterus albus (swamp eel), 2621 nucleotides. It is a transcript of the gene pex5, whose product is annotated as peroxisomal biogenesis factor 5. NCBI's taxonomy places the organism in Eukaryota, Metazoa, Chordata, Actinopteri, Synbranchiformes, Synbranchidae. The record is from RefSeq and is a predicted model, not a curated record. Gene Ontology annotation, biological process: protein import into peroxisome matrix, docking. Gene Ontology annotation, molecular function: protein binding. The coding region runs from base 48 to 1772 and encodes 574 amino acids. Gene Ontology annotation, cellular component: peroxisomal membrane; cytosol. The transcript has 13 exons.
UGAAUGAGUUCCUUCAGGCACCCCCACGACCUGCACACACAUUUGACAUGGGUCAGCUGCUGGAGGAAAUGCAGCAGAUUGACCAGCAGAGCUACAGACAAGCUCCACAGAGAGCUCCAGAUGUGGCAGCGUUGGCACUCUCUGGUGACUGGGCUGCUGAGUUCAUCUCGGGUUCGGAGUCUGGCUCUACAGUGGGGCUUGUUGCUCUUAGCGAUGCGGCAGAUGCUGAUUGGACAAGGGAAUUUAUUGCUGAGGCUGAAGAUCCUGGACGCUGGGCAGAGGAGUAUCUGGAGCAGUCGGAGGAGAAGUUGUGGCUAGGAGACCUGGGAGACAAGGAGAGUGAAUGGACAAAGGAGUAUCAACCAGGAGAGGAACUGAGGCAGACAGCUAAUGAGCUUGUCUCAAAGGUUGAUGACCCCAAGUUACAAAACACAGAGUUCCUGCGAUUCAUUAGGCAGAUUGGCGAGGGCAGUGUCACAGUGGAGAGCAGAACAGACAAACAGCUCACAGAUAAAGCUCAGGCCGAGGGGGCUCAGAACUGGGCCUCCAACCUCAACCAGGUGUCAGAAGAGUCAGCUGAAGCCUGGGUAGACGAGUUCGCCACAUCAGGACCAGAUUUCCAACAAGCCAAAGCUGCAGUAGAGAGUGAUGUGGAUUUCUGGGAGAAGCUGCAGAAGGAGUGGGAGGAAAUGGCUAAGAGGGAUGCAGAGAGUCAUCCCUGGCUGUCUGACUUCGAUCAGCUACUCAGCACUUCUUAUGACAAGGGGUAUCAAUUUGAAGACGACAACCCCUACUUGUCCCACCCAGACCCUCUGUCAGAAGGAGUGAAGAGGAUGGAGGCAGGGGACAUCCCUGGUGCUGUACGGUUCUUUGAAAGUGCUGUACAGAAAGAAACAGACAACCAACUGGCUUGGCAGUAUCUUGGAACCUGUCAGGCAGAGAACGAGCAGGAAUUUGCUGCCAUCAGUGCCCUCCGCAGAUGUAUAGAGCUAAAGAACGACAACCUGACUGCUCUGAUGGCGUUGGCUGUCAGUUUCACUAAUGAAUCGCUGCACAGGCAGGCCUGUGAGACUCUUCGUGACUGGCUUAAGCACAAUCCAAAAUACCGUUCUGUGUGGGAGCAGAAUGAGCUGGAACGCCAGGAGGAUAGUGCCAGAGAAAGGGAAAAGGAGAGGGAGAGGUUUGGGUCACUGCUGCCAGAAUCGUUGUUUACUGAAGUCCAGUCCCUGUUCCUGCGGGCAGCCAACUCUGACCCGACCCAGGUGGACCCCCAGCUGCAGUGUGGUCUGGGAGUUCUCUUCAACCUCAGCGGGGAGUAUGACAAGGCAGUGGAUUGUUUCAGUGCUGCGCUCUCUGUCACACCACAGGAUUACUUGCUGUGGAAUAAACUGGGUGCCACACUGGCCAAUGGAAGCCGCUCAGAGGAGGCAGUGGCCGCCUACAGGAGAGCUCUGGAACUCCAGCCAGGCUUCAUCCGUAGUCGCUACAACUUGGGAAUAAGCUGUGUAAACUUAGGAGCACACAGAGAGGCAGUGGAGCACUUCCUUGAAGCUCUGUCUCUACAGCGCCAGGCCGCAGGGGACGGAGGGAGAGCUGCAAGGGGGCCUGGAGGUGCAGCAGCAACCGUCAUGUCUGACAACAUCUGGUCCACCCUACGUAUGGCUCUCAGCAUGAUGGGAGAGAGCUCUCUAUACGCUGCUGCUGAUUGCCGGGAUUUGGACACAUUGCUGGCUCACUUCUGCCAGAGAGAGGUGGAAGGUGGGACUGAAUGAAGGCCAGCCAAGGGAGGGCAUAUUAUGUGUGAAUGUGUUUUUCAGGGAGGUAAAUGUUUGGGUGACUGAAAGAAGCACAGAGAAACGAUUAGAGAGAAAAGCAGAAGGAAGACGCUGAAUUCUUCACCAUGCUAGAAACAUCACCUCGUGGUCAUGUGUGCUUAAAUAACUUCUGUCAAAUAUUGCAGUAUUAGUCUGUACCUGGAAGACACAGCCAGCAGUAAUACAGUUAUGUCACUGUGUUUUGUGUGUUAGACAGACCUCUCGUUACCUGUUGAUCUCGAGAAUGGUUUAAUGAAAUGCCAGUUUUUUUUUUCCGUUUUUUUUUUUAAUUUGUUCUCGCUGAAGAAAAUGAUGAAAAAUGAAUGAAUCCCCAUUUGUAUUUAUUAACAAUGUGGACAGUUAAUAUUUAUCAUGGCACGCAGUACUCUCAAACCUUUAACAGGUAAUAAAUUGAACUGUUUAAUUGCUGCAGUUAUGUAAGUUAACGGUACAAUAUUGUUGUGACUUUUUUUUUUUUAUCGUUUAUUGGCCAGGACAAUAAUCUGACAACCAGCAGGACUGUUACUGUUAUGAUGAGGUUUAUGUGUGUGUGAGUUUUGGGGCUGGGUAUUAAUUGUGCAUUGGUUGAUGAGAUCAGAUAAUUGUAAUACCUUUGAGAAUGAUUUCUCUGGUCUCUUCCCUCUCUUGCUAUUUUUUUCAUAUUGCUCUUGUAAAACGAUAAGCGUCAUUGUAAAAUAAUGCCAUAUAUAAAUAAUGCCAUAUUGUGUAUUGUAACAUAAUGGUUUUCAGGCUAGUUCUAUCCUGACUGCAAUGUUUAAUAUAAUAUUCAGCAAUAAAGCUUUGAUU